AUUGUGCUUGGUUCCAUCAUUUCAUACAAAUGGCCAAUCCCGGAGGCGGUGAUGUUUGCAAUGGAAAACUUUAUAAUCACAAGAAACAGACGCACAACUCGCCCAGUGGAAACUGCACAAAGAAUGGAAUAGUGAAAGAAGCCCAGCAAAAUGGAAAGACACAUUUUCAUCAUGAUCAAAGUGCUGAAUCCUUUGAGGAAGCACCUCUUCAUGUUAUGGUUUUCACUUAUAUGGGAUAUGGACUUGGAAUGCUCUUUGGUUAUUUCAGAGACUUUUUGAGAAACUGUGGAAUAGAAAAGUGCAAUGCUGCUGUAGAAAGAGAGGAACAAAAGAAUUUUGUGCCACUCUACCAAAACUUUGAGAAUUUUUACAAACGGAACCUUUACAUGAGAAUCAGAGACAACUGGAAUCGACCCAUCUGCAGCGCACCAGGGCCUUGUUUCGAUAUGGUGGAGAGAGUGUCUGAUGAUUACAACUGGACCUUUAGGUUUACAGGAAGAAUCAUCAAAGAUGUCAUCAACAUGGGUUCAUAUAAUUUCCUUGGUCUAGGAGCCAGAUAUGAUGAAUCCAUGAGGACAGUAAAGGAUGUUCUAGACAUGUAUGGCAUAGGUGUGGGAAGCACAAGACAAGAAAUGGGAACCUUGGAUAAGCAUAAAGAAGUGGAGGAACUUGUGGCAAAGUUUCUGAAUGUUGAAGCAGCUAUGGUCUUUGGGAUGGGAUUUGCAACAAAUUCAAUGAAUAUUCCUUCACUAGUUGGAAAGGGCUGCCUUAUUUUAAGUGAUGAGCUGAACCAUGCAUCUCUUGUGCUUGGAGCCAGACUCUCAGGGGCAACUAUAAGGAUCUUCAAACACAACGACAUGCAAAACCUGGAGAAGCUCCUGAGAGAUGCUAUUACCUAUGGCCAACCUCGAAUUCGCAGAGCUUGGAAAAAGAUUCUCAUACUAGUCGAGGGUAUCUACAGCAUGGAAGGCUCCAUAGUGCAGCUACCCCAGAUCGUGGCUCUAAAAAAGAAGUACAAGGCCUACCUCUAUGUAGACGAAGCGCACAGUAUUGGGGCUGUGGGUCCAACAGGCCGAGGAGUUGUGGAAUACUUUGGAUUGGACCCUCGUGAUAUCGAUGUGCUCAUGGGCACAUUUACUAAAAGCUUUGCAAGCUGUGGUGGCUACAUAGCUGGAAAUAAGGAACUUGUGGAUUAUUUACGGGUCCACUCACACAGUGCUGUUUAUGCUACAUCCAUGAGCCCCCCAGUGGCUGAGCAAAUCAUCAGAUCAAUAAAAUUAAUAAUGGGAAUGGAUGGAACUACAAAUGGAUUGAAAAAGAUACAACAACUCGCAAAAAACACUGUGUACUUCAGACAAAGACUGAAGGAAAUGGGAUUCAUUAUCUAUGGCAAUGAAAAUUCUCCUGUUGUUCCUCUGCUGCUUUAUAUGCCUGCUAAAGUAGCGGCAUUUGCAAGGCAUCUCUUAAAUAAGAAAAUCGGGGUGGUGGUAGUUGGAUUUCCAGCCACUCCCCUUGCAGAAGCUCGGGCUCGAUUUUGUGUGUCAGCAGCUCAUACUCGGGAGAUGCUAGACACGGUUUUGCAAAGCCUUGAUGAAAUGGGUGACCUUCUGCAGUUGAAAUAUUCCCGGCACAGGACGUCUGCACGUCCUAAAAGCAAUGACGAAGCGUAUUUUGAACUUGAUGAUUAA
Messenger RNA from Suncus etruscus (white-toothed pygmy shrew), 1688 nucleotides. It is a transcript of the gene SPTLC3, whose product is annotated as serine palmitoyltransferase long chain base subunit 3. The record is from RefSeq and is a predicted model, not a curated record. NCBI's taxonomy places the organism in Eukaryota, Metazoa, Chordata, Mammalia, Eulipotyphla, Soricidae. Gene Ontology annotation, biological process: ceramide biosynthetic process; sphingosine biosynthetic process. The transcript has 12 exons. The coding region runs from base 30 to 1688 and encodes 552 amino acids. Gene Ontology annotation, cellular component: serine palmitoyltransferase complex. Gene Ontology annotation, molecular function: serine C-palmitoyltransferase activity; pyridoxal phosphate binding.